UUGAACACAGAGCUUUCUCAAGCAUGGUGGUAGCAAAUGGAAAGUCCAGACUAAAUAUAAUUAACAAUUUAUGGGAAUAUUUGAAGGUUGAAGUUCAUAAACACUUUUAUACAAUCUGACAGAACUUAAGAUAUUUUGCUAAGAAUGGACAAAUAUUACAGUUUCUAAAAGUACAAAUCUGGUGAAAGUACACCUGAAAAGAUGUACCUCCAGUGUCAAUACAAUACAGUGUCAAUACAGUUUCAAUACCAAGUAUUGACACUGGAGGCAUAAAUACAACUGCAUGCCACACUUUUCAGUAGGGAAGUGCCAUUAUAAAAACUUGGGCCGAUAUUGAUAUCUGACAUAAAUAUUGCUGUUUUGGCUGAUAACUGAUAUUUAUCUACUUUACCUUUGUAAAUAAAUAUAUUUUAUAUUAUACUCCUCAUUUGACACCUUGAAACAAACAACCACAUCGCUGUUAAACUCAGAUGUUACUAUCAGCCCAGUUUUAUACCUUGGACUGAUACCAAUAUGUUACAAAAAGACUAACAGCGAUGUUAGUGCCCAUACAUCUCUACUUUUCAACUUGUGAGUCACAAAAAUGUAGAUUAAUAUUAUACCAGUUAGAGGUAUAAUAUUGCAAUUAUACUUUGUACUGAUAUCAUGCAGAACCUACUGAGGAACUACUCAUGUUGUGACAUGUUGACACAAAGGUAAGCCAUCUUCUGGAGCUACAGGCUUAGCAAAAAUAAUAAAAUUAAUAAUAAUAGAGUAAUUGUUCUAUUGAAAACACAUAUCCAUCAGAUAAAUGAACAGAUAAAUACAAAACAAAACAGUCGGCCCAAAAAUGACUUAAGGAGAGGAUUUCCUCCUCACACAAGUAAUUUGUUGUUGAGAUAAUGCAAAUAAGUAAUGUUUUAAUAAAUAACCCUAAAUAAAUUACAAAGCAAUAGCUCCCAAUGAGCAGCUGACAGCAGUUAGAGGCAGUUAACGUUUGUAAAAUUAAACAUUGCUAAAAUGGACAACAUCAAUAAUGAUAACAACAGUUAAAAGCGUAAACAAAACAUAGCAAAAGUACUAAUGAAACACUGAAUGUUAUUAAAAUUGCCUAAAGUAUAUGGUAAAAUAUAACAUUUGUAAAGAAAGCUCAGGUCUGAUAACAGAGGAGCCGUCAGUUACCGGUUACUAUGGUAACCACCAACUGCCAAGAGCAGCGUAGCAGAACUUAAAGCACCAAUAAAUGUCUGAAGAAACAACUGGUUGACUAAACAAAAUAAAUUCAAAAAUAAAUAAACAAAUUUUGACAAACUUCACAUCUACAACAUUGUUAAGUAAAACCCUGUUACACUUAGACGUAACGCAGAAGAUUUCCGAAAGUUAGAGAUUUUUGACUCUGGAGUUUUUUCUGGAACAUUUCUGACAUUAAAUCCUAAAAGAUUUUAUUUUUCUUUCAACAAUGGCCUCAAGACGCUGUUGUAAUUUCCUCAUGUGGUUUAUAACUAAACCACACCACGAAACUCUCUAAAGAUUGAAUUCCUGAUGGCUGCAGAAAAAACAGAGACAAGCUUCUCAUUGCUGGAGCGCACUCAUGUGAAACCAGGGGUGAUGUGAGUGCCACCCACAACCAGCGAGCUGUCAGCCUAUUCAGAAAUUCACGGUGCACACAUGCCAUUGGGCCGGAAGAAAGGAAAGGUCCUUUGCAUGUUGAUGAUGAUCAACAUCUUGAUCUGUGUUCUGGUGGGCGUUUCGUGGAAAAUUGGGCACAAAGGCAGUCCGGAGGCAAUUCAGAUUCCAUCCGAGAGGUUCUGGAGCCGAACGUUAAUGAGCAAAUCCUUCUGGAACAAGGAACAGCAGCGCUUGGACAUAUUUAACAACCCGCUUAUCAACUCGGAACUCUUUGGAGGCUCCUUCAUUGCUCUGCCAGAUUGGCUUAAUGAUACCGGACCUCUUGACCCAUGUGAAGCGGAUUACCGGGUCGCAAGGCAGGUUUUGGACUAUAACACUCUACCAAAGCGGUUCCAGGACUUUCUUUUAUACAUGCGCUGUAGGAUGUAUCCGAUGCUGAUAAAUCAGCUCCACGUCUGCGAUGAAAAACCCUUCCUUCUGCUGGUGGUCAAGUCACUGAUACCGCAUUUCGACCGGCGCCAGGCCAUUCGCCAGACAUGGGGACACGCUGGCUUCUUAGCCAAUCGGAGUGUGGCAACCGUGUUCCUACUUGGCAGUACUUCAUCGGUGGACAACUUCCCUGACCUGCAGGAGAUGGUAAACCACGAGGCAAAGCUUCACAAAGACCUGCUGCAGUGGGACUACAGGGACACGUUCUUCAACCUCACCCUUAAAGAAGUCCUUUUUCUAGAGUGGUUCAGCACGCACUGUCCUCACGCUCAGUAUAUUCUCAAGGGUGACGACGACGUCUUUGUUAACACCUUACAAAUUAUUGACUUCCUGGGAGGCUUGUCUGAGGGCAACGCCAAAGAUUUGUUCAUAGGUGAUGUUAUCAAGAAUGCAGGUCCCCACAGAGACAGAAAACUGAAGUAUUUUAUUCCUGAGAGUGUGUUUGUGGGGCAGUACCCGCCCUACGCUGGCGGUGGAGGCUACCUGCUCUCUGGGGAUUUAGCAAUACGUCUUUCCAACAUUUCUCAGCAGGUGGUCUUGUAUCCCAUUGACGAUGUCUACACUGGGAUGUGUCUGGAGAAGCUGGGCCUGGCGCCUACAAAGCACCCUGGAUUUAGGACGUUUGACAUUGAAGAGAAGUACAGGGACAACCCAUGCAUCUACAGAAGCCUGAUGCUGGUUCACAGUCGAACACCACAGGAGAUGCUGGAUAUCUGGCCGUGGAUUGUUCACCCUGAGCUGAGCUGCCAGUGACCUGUUUCAACUGGUUUUAAAGUUGAAACUCAAUAAAAUCCUCUUCAUUUUUUUGAGUUUUUUUAAAUAUGGUUUUACGUAUUUGUUAAAAUGAUCACUAUGCACUGAAAUUAUAAUAUGAGAUAAUCUGAGAAAAAAAUCUGCCUUCUCCCAGUGCUCCCAGUUCUGGAUGCACAAUUACACAGCUCUAUCAGAAGUAACCAAUCACAGCCAGGAGGAGGGUCUUACUGCUGUCAAUCACCCUCAUAUAUGAGCUGCACUUACUCUCCCCUUUUCUCUCUGCUACCACAAAGGAGCAUACCGAGCAUGACUAGCAUAAUUGGUUAUGUUAACUAUGCUAAUUAGCAGCAUAGCAGUUUUUCUGUAACUGUAAGUUGUUUCUCCAAUAUUAGCACAUUUAAUAGAACGUACAUGAGAAUGAUUGACAGCGCUAAGACACUCUUUCUGGCUCUGAUUGGUUGUUUUUGACCAGGAGUUGUGCAUUUCUGCUGAUGGUGAUUUUAGCUUAGAGAAGAGGUGGAGGAAAUUGAUCUUUUCAUAGACUAUCCGUCUUAUGCUGUACUGUCACGACAACUUUAACAAAUAUGUAAAAAAGCAUAUUUUUGCAAAAGAUACAAAAUGCAGCUUUAAAAUAGUUAUACUAUUUUAUUGAUUUAAAUAGGUGUAUUUCAUUAAGGCACAAGAAUUAAAAUUUUACUGUGUGAAUUA
This is a messenger RNA of Gambusia affinis (western mosquitofish), 3558 nucleotides long. It is a transcript of the gene b3gnt2a, whose product is annotated as UDP-GlcNAc:betaGal beta-1,3-N-acetylglucosaminyltransferase 2a. Lineage: Eukaryota; Metazoa; Chordata; Actinopteri; Cyprinodontiformes; Poeciliidae. Gene Ontology annotation, cellular component: membrane. The transcript is spliced from 3 exons. Bases 1648 to 2850 code for a protein of 400 amino acids. Gene Ontology annotation, molecular function: hexosyltransferase activity. The record is from RefSeq and is a predicted model, not a curated record.